ACCGCCACCUUCAACUCAGCAUCCGCUCAUCACUUUUUUCAAUGUAGGUGCUGGUGAAUCUGGAAAGUCAACUAUCCUCAAGCAGAUGAAAUUGAUUCAUGACGGCGGCUACUCACAGGAUGAACGCGAAAGCUUCAGAGAAAUCAUCUACAGUAACACUACACAAUCGAUGCGAGUUAUCUUAGAAGCAAUGGAAACCAUGGGCAUCAAUUUCCAGAACCCAAAUAACAGUAUGCAUGCCACUAUUAUUCUUGAGCAGCCACCUCAGAUUGAAUCCGAUAUCAUGCCACAAGACGUUGGUAAUGCCGUCAAGGCGCUUUGGCAAGAUAACGGUGUCAGACAGGCGUUCAACAGAAGCAACGAAUAUCAGCUCAAUGAUUCUGCUCAAUACUACUUUGAUUCCAUAGACCGCAUUAGCGACUCACGUUAUACUCCCAGCGAUCAGGAUGUCCUUCGAUCUCGCGUCAAGACUACGGGUAUUACCGAAACCACCUUUAUUAUUGGUGAUCUUACCUAUCGCAUGUUCGAUGUCGGUGGUCAACGUUCCGAACGAAAGAAGUGGAUUCACUGUUUUGAAAACGUUACUGCGAUUAUCUUCUUGGUGGCCAUUUCUGAAUACGAUCAAGUUCUAAUUGAAGAUGAAACUGUGAAUCGUAUGCAAGAAGCUUUGACCUUGUUCGAUUCUAUCUGCAACUCACGUUGGUUUGUCAAAACCUCUAUCAUCCUCUUCUUGAACAAGAUUGAUCGGUUUGCCGAAAAGUUACCCAUCAGUCCAUUGGCUGACUACUUCCCGGAUUACAGAGGUGGUGAAAACUAUGAUGCUGCGUGCGACUAUAUUCUCAACCGAUUUGUGUCACUUAACCAGUCUGAUGACAAGCAAAUCUAUACUCAUUUUACCUGUGCUACCGAUACACAGCAAGUGAAGUUUGUUAUGGCAGCCGUGAACGACAUUAUUAUCCAGAACAAUCUUCGAGAUGUUGGUUUGUUGUAGGAAAGCAUGACA
Umbelopsis ramanniana AG is the source of this 1003-nucleotide messenger RNA. RefSeq lists its product as uncharacterized. Gene Ontology annotation, biological process: G protein-coupled receptor signaling pathway. Gene Ontology annotation, molecular function: GTP binding; G-protein beta/gamma-subunit complex binding; G protein-coupled receptor binding. Bases 86 to 991 code for a protein of 301 amino acids. NCBI's taxonomy places the organism in Eukaryota, Fungi, Mucoromycota, Umbelopsidomycetes, Umbelopsidales, Umbelopsidaceae. The transcript has 4 exons. Gene Ontology annotation, cellular component: heterotrimeric G-protein complex. The record is from RefSeq and is a predicted model, not a curated record.